GUCCGAGACGAGACGCACAUAAGCCACUUCAAAGCAUUUGGUUGAAUAAGUUAAUGGAACUUAUUAUUUUCUUUAGAAUUGUAGCAAUUUAAAUAUUUCAUUUAAAAUGAAUCUUUCCAGAUUUUUAUUAUCAUUUGUCUUUUUACACGUUUCGACAAAUCAUCUAACAGACUAUAAGAGGGAGGUUUUAAUUACAAACGUACACAUCGAGCUUGCUUACAAUAUGAAUAAUUUUACUGUAGGAAACAAAAUUAUCGCAAAAUACUAUGCAUACCUUUACAUUUCACAAGAAGCUAUAGAAAUUCAAAAAGCUUUGCAAAGUAUAAUUACAACUGAAUUAGGGAUUGGUGUUCCUGCAGUUCCUGACCAAAUUUUUGAAGAAUUAGUUUUGACACAACUUGGAAAAGAGAGAAGACGUUUUACUGGGAAAGCUUUAAAAGAUUUGAUGAGCCAUUUAUUAACAAAUGUUGAUAAUUUGACCGCACUUGUUGAAGUGAGAAGAAUUAACCCUACAGUAGCGUUAAAUAGAAGAAUGGUCCGUUCAUCAAAUAGCAGUAAACCGGAAGGCUCUUUAUUAUGGAUGUGUCGUUUACUAGGAUUGUUCACGAGUACAAAAUUUCCAAUAUCAUUUAUAAAAAAUAUUAACACUGGCCAUAAAAAAACUUGUUUCCUGGAGGACGAAAUUACAGCCAAUAAAAUAUACAGAGAAAUUAACGGCGUAUGGUGGCAAGUAAAUGUCAAUAACAUUGAGGAUAAACUACAACUACUAGAGAAACAGCUAUGAUAAUUUAAGUCAGAAAUAUAAUGAUAUAACCCUUCUAAAACUAUGUAGAACCAUUAUUAUUAUUAUAUUACAAUAGUAUUACCAUUCUGCACUAAUAUUUAUUAAUUAUUUUCAUGUAUUUCAAUAA
Messenger RNA from Adelges cooleyi (spruce gall adelgid), 911 nucleotides. RefSeq lists its product as uncharacterized. Bases 107 to 784 code for a protein of 225 amino acids. The transcript has 10 exons. NCBI's taxonomy places the organism in Eukaryota, Metazoa, Arthropoda, Insecta, Hemiptera, Adelgidae. The record is from RefSeq and is a predicted model, not a curated record.